This is a messenger RNA of Colias croceus (clouded yellow), 1587 nucleotides long. RefSeq lists its product as uncharacterized. Lineage: Eukaryota; Metazoa; Arthropoda; Insecta; Lepidoptera; Pieridae. Gene Ontology annotation, biological process: protein localization to plasma membrane. The record is from RefSeq and is a predicted model, not a curated record. The transcript is spliced from 3 exons. Gene Ontology annotation, cellular component: plasma membrane. The coding region runs from base 1 to 1587 and encodes 528 amino acids.
AUGUGGAGGAAUAAGCGCACAACAGUAGAUAGUGAUACAUUACAAGAUAUUGCACAUCAAGUACAACAACUCUGUGUUCCGACAGACCUCAGCACCGCAUUUCAUGCUAAUAAAAUACAUGCUCUAAGGAAACUCAGGUUCCUUCUACAGCAUUCUACAAAGCGCACUCUACGACGCUGCGAUGUGAAUGAGCUCGUAUAUUCGUCCUUAACUCUCUUAUACUAUUUCGGUAUGCGGUUAAAAAUGGAGAAACUAAAAGGCAAAAUUUGUAUUUAUUCCACGAAAAGGCAGUUUACUAUCAUAGAAGAAGUAUUUCAGCGAAUUAUGGAGUACUUGCAUCCCGAAUUUGGUGAAUUGUGCAUAAAAACCACGCUUCGAUUUUUCUCUGAAGUCUCGUUGUGGACGUUUGAAAAUUUCGUCAGUCAAAUUCUUGAAGUGCUUUUGUACUAUAAUGGAGGAAAGAUUACCCUAUUCAAUUUAAUGCUAACAGACAUUCAUUGCAUCGUCUUUAGUGACUUAGUAUCUGCGAGGCAUAGAACGAGAGUCCUAUACGAACUGUUAAAAAGUAAAACCUGGGUCAUCGACAGUCAACAUCUGCUGCCAUUUGUUACACGUUUCUUAAACUUUUUUACGAAUAAUGCUACUCAUGAACGAAAAACUUACCAGUACCUGAAAAAGGGGUUCGAUGUGUGCUUGAGGCGCAUUUUUGAAAGAGCAGAAAAUAACCAAAGACUUUCGAUAGUAACAACAAUUUUGAACUGGUUUGCCAUGGUCAAAAUUGAUAAAGAUAAUAUUUUGCAACUUUCUUCGUUACUGGAAUAUGCUGCUCAAUUGUAUCGAGUCGGUCGGUACAGAGACAGUUUCCGAGCUGGUUUCUUUCACCAUGUUGUCACUAAAUUUAUUGGAUCUACGAAUGCAUUGUACAGCUAUUGCGGUUGCCGAAUAUUGGCACGUUUCUUGGAUCGGCAGAAGAAUUUCACAUAUUUAUUGGAGCCUACAAUCUAUUACGAAUUCUCCCAGGUUCCUUUGAGAGUUGGACACUAUGAUAGCAGCGACAAAGCGUUCAUAAGAGAGCAUCGAGAAUUGUUCCAUGAUUAUUUUGUUAAGGCUUUCGAGAUGUACCACUUCAAUCAAGCGAACGUAGAGGCUUUAUAUUUUGUGUUGUCAUGUUUGGUAUUAGAAGUGCCGUGUGGAUUGACGGCAGCCGCGGUCACAUGCAUGGUGAUGUUUAUUCAGGACUUUGCCAUAACAACGAAUAAUAUACCUCAAAAGUGUCGGUUUUGGUUGCAUGCUGUUGUGUUAUCUAUUAUGUCCCUUAUAUGCUGGGUGCAUAAAGCACCAGAUUUAUACCGUUAUGUGAAUGAAAUAGUAUCUCGGAGGGCGAAAGAAGCGCCUCAAUUGAAUCCACCUUUGUUGAAGAAUUAUAAGGAGGAAUCGCAACGUGUGAGUUGGAACAAAGAUACAUUAUUCUUCGAAGAUUGGGAACUCCGAUACGGGUUGUGGAAACAUUUUAGGAGUUCACAGAGGCAGAAGUUAAGUAAAGUACGAUCCGUAGAAGAGAAGAGGCCAAGUAUUGACUUCCAUUAG